CCGACACACAUGAAUCGUUAUUUAUUUCCUCCUCCAGAUUACCUUCUACGAGGGCAAAUGCUUCACCGGCAGGAAGCUGGAGGUCAGAGGAGACUGUGAUAACUUCCAGGACCGCGGCUUCAUGAACAGGGUGAACUCUAUCCGUGUGGAGAGCGGAGCCUGGAUCUGCUAUGACCACCCAGACUUCAAGGGACAGCAGUACAUCCUGGAGCACGGAGAAUACCCAGAAUUCCAGAGGUGGAACUCACACAAUGACCACAUGGGAUCCUGCAAGCCCAUCCGCAUGCACGGAGAGCACUACCGCAUCGAGCUGUUCGAGGCCUGUAACUUCUCCGGUCAGUGUGUGGACAUCUGCGAUGACUGUCCCUUCCUGCAGAGCCGCGGCUUUUCCAAGAACUGCGUCAACUCCGUCAAAGUCUACGGGGACGGAGCCUGGGUGAUGUACGAGGAGCCAAACUUCCGCGGUCGCAUGUACAUCGUGGAGCGUGGAGACUACUGCAGCCAUAACGAGUGGCAGGCCCAGAACCCCAACAUCCAGUCCAUCCGCAGGGUCGUCAACUACUUCUAAACCCUGACCCCGCCCCCAGCCCACCCUACCCACCACCCCCCGCCCCUCCGGUCACUUCUACAGCUGUAAUCAUGUACAAUAAAUAAACGCAGACAAAGAGAAGAA
This is a messenger RNA of Scatophagus argus, 673 nucleotides long. It is a transcript of the gene crygn2, whose product is annotated as crystallin, gamma N2. Gene Ontology annotation, biological process: lens development in camera-type eye; visual perception. Bases 122 to 568 code for a protein of 148 amino acids. NCBI's taxonomy places the organism in Eukaryota, Metazoa, Chordata, Actinopteri, Scatophagidae. Gene Ontology annotation, molecular function: structural constituent of eye lens. The record is from RefSeq and is a predicted model, not a curated record. The transcript has 4 exons.